This is a messenger RNA of Cuscuta campestris, 5383 nucleotides long. The record is from the annotation of a GenBank genome assembly. NCBI's taxonomy places the organism in Eukaryota, Viridiplantae, Streptophyta, Magnoliopsida, Solanales, Convolvulaceae.
UGUAAUGGGUUAGUAAGAACUUGAAAUGAACAAGCUAAUGGGUUGAGUUCAAUUUUUUAUUGUGAUUUGUGUCUAAGUGUUUUAUUGGGUAAUUAAAUAACUGCAACUUGAAAUUUCAAUCCUAAAUUUUAUCACAUGAAUUCAAAUUGAGCUAAAACAAGUCUAAAUAUAAAUCACAAUAAUACGAGUGUACAUUUUAUAGUAAAACAUAGUACCUAGUAAGUCAUAGGUCACAACAUAAACAACAGAUUCACGAGCCUUGAGAAUAGCAGUUUAUACCAACAAAUCUCUAUCACGAAAAUUGCCACAAUCUGUGGAGUCAGGGAAAGGCCUGCGUUAUUCUCUUCCUCCAAAUUGAAGAAUUUGAACUCUUCAUCUGACCUCAUCCCCGUCCAAAAUAGACCGCAGCCUGGAUCAGAGGCCACGAAAACACCUCCAUCCCUAAAUCCAACUCCGUCAACAUUCCUUUUCACUAAAACAUUAUCCCAAGCUUCCAUCAAAUGUCUAAGAACCUGCACGGAAUAUGAUGGCCUCCCUUGUUUCACCACUCAGAAGAAGAAUGCGGUAAUCUUCGAUUCGUGGCAACAACUACACAAGGCUCAGAGCCAUAUCGCAUUUGGAAAGUAGUAGGGAGAUGAAUCUGUGAGUAAGUGUGCACAAGUGUUAAGACCAAAUGAAGAAAAGGAUCUAAAGUUGGAAGAACUUGAAAAAAAGUUCAUCAAUUUCAGGAAUCACUUGCAAGAAUUCUGGAAAUCUCCAUUAAUUUACCAAUCCUCCAAGCAGCGAGCUUGGAUAUAUCAAGCUGCCGGUACGCUUAGCCAAUCGAAGCUCAUCUCAGCGCUUGCUAUUAGAAAUAGUCGUAGAGGUAAAUUCUUGACUCCGAUCAUCCAGUUUGUCCCGAUUGAAAUUCGACCAAUUGGUGGCAGACCUAUCUGAGAUGGAGUGUAAGGGUGGAGCUUUGUGGAUUUCAUUAAUUUGGACAGCCUCAGGUACUUCAAUUCUUUGAGCUGCAUUUUUGUUGCUUCAACUUUCCAGUUAUGAAACAAUUUUUUUUUCUCUGGUGUAUGUUUUGAUCAUUAUUGAAUUGAAAUAUAGACAUAUAUUGUUAAUAGAUAUUCAUACUCAAGAUAUGUGAUGAAAUUAUGUGCGGGAGAGUCUGAGAAAGUAAAUGGGCUUUUCUACAGGUUUUAUUAUGUAUAUUUCUAUAUGGACAGAAAUCAAAUAUGGAGAUGCCUAAGAAGGUAUUUCAGGAAACUUAGUAUCCCUAAUAAACUUGAAGUUGACAGGUUACAUUUAUAGGUAUUUCCCAAAUUCGUUCUUAUCGAUAAUGCUUUGCUACUUGCGAAUCCAACAAAUCUAGAAGCCUUGAUCACAUUGCCUGUUUUUGCCACCCCCUUUAAGUUCCCGAACUCUACCCGUUCUUCUUUUGCAUGAAAAGCUAAAAUUUACAACUCUAUAAUGACGUUGUAUUUGAUUUCAAGUUGGCAUGGGAGGUUUCGUUCUAAAGCUGGUGAUUAUGAUGCAAGCAAGAUAUUUCAUGAUGUUUCAAGAAUAUAGUUUGUUGCUUCACGAUCUUUAAAUUUGUUGAUUGCUUUCCCUUUAAGUUAAUUCAUUGAUUGCAGAAUGGUUCCCUAACUUCUCUUUGAUUUUCAGAAGCUGUUCCAUAGCCAUGCUUGACAAGACAUCAUGUUGCGAGCCAUUUACGAUCUGUGUUAUUAUUCAAAUUCCCUUACUUCUCUUUGAUUCUCAGAAGCUGUUCUGUAGCCAUGCUUGACCAGACACAUGUGAGCUAUUUACAGGUCUGUGUUAUUCUUCAAGUUCUGUUUAGGGGUGGACAAGACACAUGUUUCUGCAUUUUUUAUUUUGAUGAUUACUUCUUGUGUCUACUUACUCUCAUAUGAAUUUGAUUGACUUUUCUCUAAAAUCAUUAAUCAGUGCAAGAUCAUGAGGUUUGGGCAAAAAACAAGGAUUAUUAUUAAUGCCACAAGACUAAAGGGGUAUUAGUGAAUAGUCUUAAUUGCCAAAAUCAAAAUUAUUUAGAUUAAUGCCAAAGUCAAUAAUCUGCCAAAAUUAGGUCAGGACUUUUAGUUCUUAUUGUUCUUUCAUAAGUAGAUUAAUUAUACUUUGCGUUAAUAUAAUUACCCAUUCUCUUAAAGAUAUACAAAAAGUCUAUAAUGGUUGUUAUAUUCGGUUUAACAAGAACUCUUUAAGACAUAAAGCCAUCACUAUUGGAUUUAGGGAUAUAUAUCUUUAAGGCAAUUUGGAAGAGUGAUCCCCAACUCUAUUGUAGUUCUCCUUUUGACUUUCAGGUUUGUGAUUUUAUAGGCUACGUUUGAGCUGAAGAACUUCUCUCUUAAAGGAUGUAUGCUAGGUGAGAGUCAUAAUGAUGAUAUACUUUAUCACAUGCUACAUCUUACAAGACCAUCAGUCCAGGGAAGAUCUGUACUUAUCAAGUCUAGACUAGAAAUGAUACAUUUGUUCAAGUACAUCUUUUACACUCACAAUUGGCCAAAUAAAUGUACAUUUCCUUUAUGUAUGUAUCCAUGUGUUUGUAUGGAAUGUAAACUAAUGUUCAAGCAUUGUGCACUGCACUUUAUGCCCACAGCUGCUCCCCUGUCACCUCAUGAAUUCAUUUUACACCAAGAGUAUAUAUCUUCAACAUGCACUAUAUUAGCCCCAAUAAAUCCUUUGACGUAUCCUGCAUACAUUAAAAAAAAUAUUAAUGAGGGAAUAAAAGAACUCAAUAAUAAAAGAUUGGCCAAUACACGGACAGAAUAUAAGAUAAAAUACUACAGCAUGUAUUUAGUCAGCCACUCACCCAUAGUGAUAUUAAAGAUUAGCCGUUGAUAACCUAUGGGUUCUCCUAGGUUGGCCUUUCUGCACACCAGCCCCUCUCUAUCUAAUAAAUAAGUGUUGUCAUCAAUAUAGUUGGUUACUUGGGUUGUUUCUUAUGCCAUCUUUGGCAAAGCAAACUCAGACAAAAAUAGAGCUCAACUCAUAGAUCACUUCUGAUCAAACAAUUCCAAUGAUAGCCCUAGUUUGAGAAAGAGAGAGAGAAAGAGAUUAUUUACCUGAACUUCUUAUAAUGAUUCCACCACCUCACAAUUACAUUUGUUGGCAAGAAGGUAGUAUAAGGGUAUGUAUCCUUUGUUGUGAAAUUUGACUCCAAUGACUUCUCCCAUACGAUUUAUAAGUGGCCCACCAUCGUCGGGCUUUGGAUUUAGGUAAAAACAAACAAAGAAUUACAGGAGAAUAAAACAAAGAAUGUAUCUAUGAACAUCUGUCCCUGACCUUCACCAAGAAAUGAAGGCAUCACCAAUAUUUUUAGAAACUGCCAUUUCUGCAACUAUGAUCCUGAAAAUUUGGUCAGUGCUAAUACAAUUGAGUGACAAAACUAUGAAGCAUGUUUAGAGGUUGCAAAGAGCACAAUGCAUAUCACCAGUACUGACACCAAAAACAGAGUUGCUGAAUGUUAAAGCAGCCAUAAGCAGGAUAAGCAUAACCAAAGAUUAAUCUGUAAAUUAAGCAAAGCAACAAUACUUAAGAGAUCCAUCAAUCGACGCCCUUCCAACUCUGUUCAUUAAGCUUCUGUCAUCGCCGUACCAACUGUUGGUUCCUUGAUUCCUUCAUACACAACCCGCCAGUACCCCUUUGGCGUCAAGAAUUUCUCCAUCAACAUGUUGUAAUGAUCAUAAUAACCACCAAAACGAGGAAUUACAGGUUGAACAAAGUGCUUGUUAGAAGCCAUUGUUGCUGCAGGAAAUUUUUAACUCGCAACACUCUCGACUUGGCUCUGUACCACUGACAGUGCACUGACACCUCCAGACAGGCUCAAGACGAUAAUACCAUUGCAAGCGUUGAGCUCAAAAAUAAGGAAACAGUAGUAGUAAUUCAAAAGGAGGAGACAAUGACCGAAAGAUAGAUACUUCACAAAGGAAUCGUCAAUGUGUCUCGCAUGGAUGUAUUCAACAGUGCAACCACCAGGCAAGAUGUGCUCCACCGCAAGGAGAGCGUCGUCACCACCGGCGGUGGGAUCUGUGUCCACCCACGGGGGCUCAUCCUCACGGUGGAGCACAUCUUGCCUAGUGGUUGCACUGUUGAAUACAUUCAUGCGAGACACAUAGAUGAUCUGGGAUUAAGAUGGAAUUGCGUGUUCGUGGCCUCCGAUGCUGGAUGUGAUCUAGGGCUGUUUUGGGUGGGGGAGAGGCUGGAACUCGAGGAGCAGUUUGAAUGGGUUAACCUGGAGGAGGAGGAGAGUAAUCGAUUAGAUGGUCUUGCCGUGGGAGACCGAGUGUUCUCCUUCGUGCAUCGCCUCAAAAUCCCCUACUCCUACUUCAAAGGGGUUGUGGCUUACCCUUUGCCGACGGCCUCUAGUAUAGAUUUGGAUUAUGGCAGUAUCAUUUCAAGAGCAAGGGCGGAGGAACUGAGUGAAUGGGAGGAUACUUCCUUUGCUACGAGGGAACUUCGUCUCACGCCACUUGGCCACUGCUAUGCGGCUUGCACCGGACGCUCCGCCCCCUUCCUCUGUGGACCUUCUCAGCAAAUCAUGAGAGGGAGAGGGAGCACUUUGAUGAAGGGUCCUCACUCUGGGAAGGGGGGCGGCGGCGGCCAUCACAAGAGGGGUCCCCCCUCUGGGAAGGGGAGCAGCAGCCAUCACAGGAUGAAGUUGCGGUUCAAAUGAUGGUUGUUGGGAACUCAUGCUUUUAGUUUAGUUUUACUUACUUCAUUAGUCUUAACUUUUAUGGAGUCAUUAUGGUGUUUUCUAAUUUGUUAGCUUUAUUCCAUUCUAUGAUGUCCCCUGCCUAUACAAUUAGGCUUAACUAUCUGAAAUAUGUAUGUGAAGUAUCUAUCUUUCGGCCAUUGUCUCCUUCUUUUGAAUUACUACUACUGUUUCCUUAUUUUUGAGCUCAACGUUUGUCUAAGAGCAUCGCAAACCAUAUGAUCCAUCGUCUCAAAUUCAUUUAAAUCAUCAAUCAGAAUCAACUGAGUCAUCUCUAAUAUCAAACAUUGGCUUAUCCUCCCCGUGUUCUGUCCAUGUCCAAUAAUUAGGCUGAAAUCCAUAUUUGUAUAAAUGAGCUCUUAAAUCUGUUUCACUUAAUAUGUUCAUGCAUUCACAUUUCACACAUGGACAUCGAAUCCCUCCCUCUGAUAAAAAUUGUGGAAGUUCCUUUGCUUUUCUAACGAAUUCUUUCACCCCUUCAAUGAAUUCAGUUUUCAACCCUUUUCUCCCAGGAUAAAGUCUCUCAUACAUCCAAGUACGAUCCAUAUUCUGCAUCUUAAUAAAAAUUUAUUUAAACAUAUUUGUAUUCCAUAAUGGGAACCUUAUUUUUGGGCAAGGGAGUAUAAAAAUAAAUUAUAAUGGUAAUAAAUAUAUUACGAUAUG